Molecule: messenger RNA, 861 nt
Organism: Metarhizium acridum CQMa 102
Lineage: Eukaryota; Fungi; Ascomycota; Sordariomycetes; Hypocreales; Clavicipitaceae
Source: RefSeq, a predicted model, not a curated record
AUGUCUUCGUCAGCCAUGAGCCCCCUUGUACUACUAUUCAUCCUCUCCAGUUUUCUCCGUCUUUUAAAGUUAUUUCUCAAGUCCAACUCGUCGGAAAGUACAAAAAUCGGCAUGUCCUUUUUGUACGAGAAUGAAGAGUGCUGUAAGAUCGACCUUUCGGCCAAGCUGGGAAAAAAUAUCCUUUAUGUGGUCGCCUCGUGGCAUGACUACCAGGGGGAUACUAUAACAGUCGUCAACCGAAUCGAAAUCAUGAUCUUAAAGAACGAAUUUAGACCCCUUGUUGAACUGCUGAGCAGGAAGUGGGUGUCGUCGUCCAGCUGGCUCGAGGAGCCUGCCAUGCUCCUGGUUGCCCAAAGAAAAUGUGUCGAGCUCGAUAUUGCCCCGUCUAACUUUAACCUGCUGCUCCCGCCGGGAAUUUCUACAAGCAGACGACUCGUCACCAAUGGGGCAUUUGAUCGAUUCCCUAAGCUCAAGGUAGUAGUUGGCCAUCUCGGAGAGCACAUAACUUUUGAUUUUUGGCGCACCAGUCACUGGAUUGAGGAUGUCGAGCGUCCACUGGCGUCUGAACGAGGUGAUACGAUGAGCAAGAAGGAUUUGCUUCAUUACUUCAAGAAUAACAUCUGGGUGACGACGACGGGGCACUUUUCUACGCCAACUGUCAGUUUUGGAUGGUUUGACGGCGACGAGAAUGCAUUGAAUCAAGCUCUGGGUGGUUCAGACGGAUAUAAAAAGGUCGCUCGUGAGAACGCCAAGGAGCUUUUCAAGCUGACCAAAGGACCAAGAUUGCGAUACUUAAGUACUCCGUCACCACUUGAACGUUGGAUCCGUGAGCUGCAAGGGGUAGAAUCAUCCAAAAGCUGA